CCUUGUCCAUGAGUUUUUUGGAAAGAUGAAGAGAAGUGGGGAAGCCCUAAAAGCUCUUAGUUAUAAAGUUCUUGUAAAAGCUUUCUGGGGAGAGGGGAGAGUCAAUGAAGCCAUUCAAGCGGUGAGGGAAAUGGAACAAAGAGGAGUUGUUGGAAAUGCCUCAGUGUAUUAUGAGCUGGCUUGCUGCCUUUGCUACCAUGGGAUGUGGGAAGAAGCAUUCUUGGAGAUUGAGAAGCUGAAAAUGCUACAUCACACAAGACCUUUGGCGGUUACCUUUACUGGCAUGAUUUUGUCAUCCAUGGAUGGUGGAUACGUUGAUGGUUGUAUAUGUAUAUUUGAGCACAGUAAAAAGCACUGCGAACUUGACAUAGGAAUCAUAAAUGCCAUGUUGAAGGUUUAUGGCAAGAAUGAUAUGUUCUUUAAGGCUAAGGAAUUGUUUGAGUGGGCUAAGACAGAGAAUCCUGGUCCUCAACUUUGCCAGGGUAACUUUAGUUCUUCCCAUAGCCCAGAUGCAUAUACGUACACCUCAAUGCUUGAGGCCUCUGCUUGCUCUCUCCACUGGGAAUACUUUGAGUGUGUGUACAAGGAGAUGGCCUUAGCUGGGUAUCAGCUUGAUCAAAGUAGACACGCGCACCUCCUGGUGGAAGCAUCAAAAGCUGGGAAGGUGCAUUUGCUAGAGCAUGCCUUUGAUGCAAUACUGGAAGUUGGUCAAAUACCUCAUGCAUCUUUCUUCUUUGAGAUUCUGUGUCAAGCCACCAGUCAACAUGAUUAUGAUAGAGCUGUUGCUCUAAUUAAAUCAAUGGUUCAUGCUCCAUUUCGAGUCAGUGAACAACAGUGGAUUGACCUAUUUAACAACAAUGGUGAAAGAUUUAGCCAUUCUAGUUUGAGAGGAUUAUUUGAUGUGCUAUGCAGUCAAGCCUUGGUAUCAGACUCGUCCAUUGUAAACUUGUGUAGUGCCUUGGAAUCUCUUUGUGGAUCUUACACAUCAAGAGUGCUUUCAAUCGAUGAAUCUGUUAAAUUUGCAACAGAUGCCUGUGCUACGACAGCUGAUAAGGAUAGAAGUUUAUAUACAUGCAAUGCUCCUGCUAAUAUAGAUGAAUUUAACCUUCAGUAUGUUCAUGCUGAUGAAGGUGACUGUAGUGAUGAAGCCUAUGUCCAUUCCUCUGAUGCCAGAGAAAAAGGUGUCAAUAGGGAGUUAAUUUCGGAUAUGUCACACUUAAGUCAAAGAGAAGAUGAGAGGGCUGGGACCAGCACAAUCUCUGAGCUUUCUGAUGAACUACUAACAUUUGAUGACCAAUUUGAAUACCUGGAUGAUAUAGAUCAGUUAGGACUCGGGAUAUCUAGUGAUGAAGAUGACAAAUCUUGUGAAACCAAGGUGCCUUCAGCACAAGAAAUAUUAGAGACAUGGGAGGAUAUGAGGAAAAAAGAUGCUACAUUUUUCUCCUUUCAGUUGGGGAUGUGAGUUCUCUCUUUCACAGAAAUUGCUCCUUGUGAUAAGCCAAAGCCAACCAAAUGAUGCUGGAGACUGGCUGUGAUAAAGGGCGGAAAGAUUUAUACGCCGUGGAUUCUAAGUAGUAAAUGUAGAUUCUAAGUUAUGUAUUAAACUUAUAUA
Nicotiana tabacum (common tobacco) is the source of this 1612-nucleotide messenger RNA. Lineage: Eukaryota; Viridiplantae; Streptophyta; Magnoliopsida; Solanales; Solanaceae. The record is from RefSeq and is a predicted model, not a curated record.